CUUUUAGGUUCAACUCAAGCUGCUGGGACCAGGGUUCCCCACAAUCCUUGGCCUGAUAACACGAGAAAACCGACGAUACAUCAGACGAUAACAAUGAGGUUCAGUGCACCUCCGACCCCGACGGGUUUCCAAAGUCGCAGUCGUCGGAACACUGGACUGCAAGGUGUCAAGCAUCAUCAGCGGACAGGCACUCAUCCAUUGCUUCUCUCCAGUCGACGGAAACCUAGAAGAUGGCCGCUAGUUCUCCGAUUCAUAAAGGGAGCCGUCCAUGCCGCAAUCAUUGUACCUGUGAUGCUGCAUGGAUUGUUCACGGCCUUGGUUGUAUGUCUGGAUACUUAUGUCUUCGAGACCGUGGGCUUACCUUCGACAAUUAUCCCAUCUCUCUCAAUAGUCGUCGGUCUUAUGCUCGUGUUCCGCAACCAGACAUCGUAUAAUCGAUUCUGGGACGGGCGCAAUGCCGUGAGCACGACGAAUUCGUGCAUCCGUAACCUAGUCCGGAUGAUCCUGACAAACAGCUACAGCACCAAUGGUCCAUUGACUCAAGAAGAGAAGGAAGAUGUUGAACGCACAGUCCGCGUCCUGAUCGCCCUCCCAUUCGCUCUCAAGAACUAUCUGCGUUCGGAGUGGGGUGCCUGGCAACUGGGAGCCACAUGGGACGAAGUCCUUGAGAACGGUGCCGGACCCAUUUACAAUCCCGAAUAUGCAAGCCUCCUGCCUGUCGGACUACAGGCUCUGGAGGAUAAAGGACUGGGUUUGCCAUUCGAACUGACAUUCUUCGUGGAUUCUUUUGUAAAGCGGGGUGUCGACCGGGGUUGGUUUCACGCACCAGGGGCGAGUCAGAUGCAGGCUCAGCUGAAUACCCUGACGGAUGCUUAUGGCAAGAUGGAAACGAUCAAGCUGACCCCUAUACCGGUCGCUCAUUUAAUUCACCAAAAGCAAGUCCUAGCCCUCUACGGCUGUGUACUUCCCUUUGCCAUGGUCGAUGACAUGGGAUGGUGGACCGUGGCCGUCUGCACUCUGAUCAUGUUCACCUUCUAUGGUAUCGAAGGCAUUGCCUCUCAGCUCGAAGACCCCUUCGGCUACGACCGCAACGACAUAAAGAUGGACGCCAUCGUCCUCGACACGAAGACCGAACUGGACGUUAUCCUCGCAGAAUGGCGCAAAAUGACUGCCGCAACAGAGACCGUCCCUCAGACGUCUUCCUCAGGCGCCAACUCGAACCCGACCAAUGGCGCGCAAAAGAAGUAUCGGCAUCCAGACAUGUUCGUGAGAGCGAGACCACGCACGUCGGUGCCCAUGUCAGAAGCUGCCGAGGAUUGAUCUUGGGCGAGCUUUUGAAGAGCUCCUGAAUACACGCUUAGAAUCAAGUGUACCGAGCCGUCUUGUUACGCGAAGACGGAUGGGGGCCGUACCCGCUAUUUUGAUAUAGGACUUCACAGCUUCAAUGACCACGUUGUCCGUCACUGUGAAAUG
This is a messenger RNA of Paecilomyces variotii, 1473 nucleotides long. Its product is annotated as Bestrophin, RFP-TM, chloride channel-domain-containing protein. The record is from RefSeq and is a predicted model, not a curated record. Gene Ontology annotation, molecular function: chloride channel activity. The coding region runs from base 94 to 1320 and encodes 408 amino acids. The transcript has 4 exons. Lineage: Eukaryota; Fungi; Ascomycota; Eurotiomycetes; Eurotiales; Thermoascaceae.